Grus americana (Whooping crane) is the source of this 4136-nucleotide messenger RNA. RefSeq names its product myotubularin related protein 6 (gene MTMR6). Lineage: Eukaryota; Metazoa; Chordata; Aves; Gruiformes; Gruidae. The transcript is spliced from 14 exons. The record is from RefSeq and is a predicted model, not a curated record. Gene Ontology annotation, molecular function: phosphatidylinositol-3,5-bisphosphate phosphatase activity. Gene Ontology annotation, biological process: dephosphorylation. Gene Ontology annotation, cellular component: nuclear envelope. Bases 87 to 1952 code for a protein of 621 amino acids.
GUCCCGGAAGCGUUUCUAGGUGACGGCCGCCCUGGCCCGGCAGUAUCACGGUGGGCGGCGGCUGUUGCGGCUGAGCGGGCACCGCUAUGGAGCAUAUCCGCACUACCAAGGUAGAACAAGUGAAAUUACUAGAUAGGUUCAGUGCAAGCCAUAAGUCGCUGACAGGAACUCUAUACCUUACGGCAACUCAUCUGUUAUUCAUAGAUUCAAGCCAGAGAGAAACAUGGAUAUUACAUCAUCACAUUGCUGCAGUGGAAAAACUUCCCUUGACUACUUCUGGCUGCCCCCUUGUUAUCCAGUGCAAGAACUUCAGGAUAGUUCACUUUGUCGUUCCCAGAGAGAGAGAUUGUCAUGACAUCUAUAACUCUUUGCUUCAGCUGUCAAGAACAGCAAAAUAUGAAGAACUGUAUGCCUUCUCCUAUAAUCCAAAACAAAAUGAAUCUGAGCAAGUCAAAGGUUGGCAGCUUAUUGAUCUAGCAGAAGAAUAUAAAAGAAUGGGAGUGCCAAAUGCUAACUGGCAGUUGUCCGAUGCAAAUCGUGAUUAUAAGAUUUGUGAAACCUAUCCUAGAGAACUUUAUGUUCCCAGAACUGCAAGCAAGCCCAUAAUUGUUGGUAGCUCCAAGUUCAGAAGCAAAGGAAGAUUCCCAGUGUUGUCAUAUUAUCAUAAAAAUAAAGAGGCUGCAAUCUGCAGAUGCAGUCAACCUCUCUCAGGUUUCAGUGCCAGGUGCCUGGAAGAUGAACACAUGUUGCAGGCCAUCAGUAAAGCAAAUCCUUCAAAUCGCUAUAUGUAUGUCAUGGACACCAGGCCAAAGCUUAAUGCAAUGGCAAACAGAGCUGCUGGGAAGGGCUAUGAAAAUGAAGACAACUACUCUAACAUUAGGUUCCAGUUUGUUGGCAUUGAAAAUAUUCAUGUAAUGAGAUCCAGCUUACAAAAACUUCUGGAAGUCAGUGGCACAAAGGGUUUGUCUGUCAAUGACUUUUUGUCUGGUUUGGAGAAUUCUGGAUGGCUGCGUCACAUCAAAGCUGUGUUGGAUGCUGCUGUCUUCCUUGUCAAGGCAAUAGCGGUUGAGAGCGCGAGUGUAUUAGUGCACUGCUCAGAUGGCUGGGAUAGGACUUCCCAAGUUUGUUCUCUUGGAGCUCUCUUACUAGAUUCCUAUUAUAGAACAAUCAAAGGAUUCAUGGUCUUGAUAGAGAAAGACUGGAUCUCUUUUGGGCACAAGUUCUCUGACAGGUGUUGUCAGUUGGAUGGUGAUCCAAAAGAGAUCUCACCAGUGUUCACCCAGUUUUUAGAAAGCGUGUGGAACCUGACCGAGCAGUUUCCACAAGCCUUUGAGUACAAUGAAGCUUUCCUCCUUCAAAUCCAUGAACACGUCCAUUCGUGCCAGUUUGGUAACUUCCUUGGAAACUGCCAAAAAGAGCGAGAAGAACUAAAAUUAAAAGAGAAGACCUAUUCCUUGUGGCCAUUUCUUCUGGGUGAACGAAAGAAAUAUCAGAAUCCUCUGUAUAAUCCAGACUUUUCUCCAGAACUAACUCUUUUGGAGCCUAACACAGUAUCAUUCAAUUUUAAGUUUUGGAGAAAUAUGUACCAUCAGUUUGAUCGAAGUAUGCAUCCCAGGCAGUCUGUGUCCAAUCUUAUUAUGAACAUGAGUGAACAAAAUAAACAACUGGAGGAAGACAUUAAAGAACUGGAAGCUAAAAUAAAGCGGAGAAAUGGGCAGUCAGGUGCAGUCCUUGUGAAGGAACAUCAGCAGUCUGCUCAUCCUGCACCCGUGGCACUGAAGACCCCUCCGUGCUUCAAGGAGCAGCCACUGAUCCCUGUGAACGAUGCUGUAAGAACUAUAGAGGGCAGCAACACAGCAGACAAUCGCUACAGUGAAUUGGUGGCAGAGUUCUCGAAAGCUGAGCCUGCUGUUGUCAGCUUGGAGUACGGAGUGGCCAGGAUGACCUGCUAAUUAAAAUCCGGCACUGUGCUCCUCUUCUUCUAGACUGAUUGAAUUAAGAGAUGGAUUAUUUUGAGGAUGGAUUUGUGCUGCAUGACCAAAACACGAUUUGUAUAUUGGCAAGUUUUGUUAAUGUAGACUAGAACAGCAUGCUAGUUGUCAAGUGUUUGCUGUUCUUUUAAGAAAAAAAGCGUAGCUGUGUUUUAAAAGAAAUGGGGGUAUUUGGUAAGUAGUGACUAAAAAUCAAGGAAUGGUAUGUCUUUGGACUUAAGUCAGUUUGCACUAAAUUGAUUACAACAGUAAUACUACUUUAUUCAGUAUAGGAAAACACAGGUGGUCUUUCACAGAUUGAUUUUAUUUGGGCAAGAAAACUUGAACUUUCUAUUUUAGGAACUGAAGCUACAUGUAUAUAUCGCAUAUGAUAUGAAUAUGUAUACUGUUGUUUAAUGUCACCCAGUACUAACUUUCAAUGUAUUAAGUGCCAUGGAAAAGUAUGAUAUAUUUCAAAUCAUAAAUAGUUGGCCUUAAACCUGUCAGAUACUGUCAAUGAUACUGUCCUUUAUUGGAGUCUACCUGACUCUGUUUACAUUGUAUUUCCUCAAAUUGUUACUUCUUUAAAACAGGACUGAAUAUAACGAAGCAUGCCUAAGCUGGCACAGCCUUUCAGCAAAUAGCUAUAGGAAUGUUAACUUAUCACCGAAGACUGUUUCUUCCAGUUCCUCUAUGGUUUAAAAUGUAAUAGAUUGGCUGAUUUUUCUUCUCUGGCAGCUCAGUAGACUGAGCAUCAUUGAAGCUACAGGUUGUGUCUGACCUUCAAUGUUUUGAUUUGUGGCAAGGUAUUUAAGUGCAGAGUAAGAAGAGUAAAACAUGUUGUGUAAGAAAACAAAACUUAGCCAGUAACUAACUUGUCAUAUCUAUACAGAUUGUUUACUAUGUGCUAUACAGUUGUUCAAGUUCCAAGAAUGGAAGCAGAAGUUUUAGAAGCAUAGUCUACUGACAUUUGUCCUCAAGUACAGAAGUCAUUCAGAUGUCUGAAGCUCAUGAGAAACUGAGUGCGUCCUAAAUCUUUCAUUAGAAGAAAACUUUAGUUUUUUGUGAAAUCCCCUUCUCAUCUUGUAAAAAAAAAAAAAAAAAAACAAAAAAAAAACCCAAACAAAAAAAAACUUGUCCAACCUGUGUGUAUUUUAAGUAAUUUCAGUAUAGUCUGGAGAUUUUUAUGUAGUUGGAGAGAGGACAAAAACUUCUUCUAGCAGGAUGCAGUAAAGAUCAUGGGAGAUAAAAAAAAAAAAAAAGAGGGGGAAACUUAGAGUGUGUAAGCUUAACUUGUAACCUUCUAGUCAGGGAAAAGGUUUUUGCUGAAGUUUGUCUCACGAUGGAUUUUCUGAGGAGAUGACAGAAUAGGGAAGAAAAAUGCCGGUGCCCAGUUCUGAAAUAGAGGUAUAAAUUAGAAUUGUGGGUAUUAAGAUCUGUAGGUAUGAUGUUAGAUUAAUACUACUGACCUUUUAUCUCUGGAUUUAGAUCACUUUUGGCUACAAGUGAAAAUUAGUCUGUUCUCAUCCUAAUCCUUGAAGUCUGGUUUAUUAAAAUUAGUGGUGUGCCACACACAAUUUGACACAAAUGGCAGCAUUUCCCUCUGCACCAUAUUGGAUCCAGGACACUCUUAACAAGGCUGGUAUAGGUCAUGAUCAAGUUGCACUUGUGAAACUGUCUGGGAGAAAUUAACUGUGACUCCUGUAUUUAUCAAUUCACCUGUUUCACUAAUUUGUUUUUUAAAAGCCUAUAAGUGUAAAUAAAGGUUCAUAAGUAUUUCUAUUCCCAAAGAUAUGAGCAUAGUGUCAUCUUUAAAAUACAUUAUCCAGUCACUUAAACACGUUUCAAAAUUUUCCACUACAGGUUUUGAUAGUCUCAUGUUUGCACAGUGGUGCCUUAACAGGGUUGCAGCAAGAAAGGUUUUUGUGCCUUGUCAUUUGUCUCACCUUCUGUAUCAACUUGGUCCUGUGGUUUUCCUUUGGAGAAACAUCUUGUAUAUUAAGCUUGUGUUGUAUCACAGUAGUGACAAAUUUCACUGACAAUAUAGGCAAGUGUUAUCAAUUUGUACUUGUUUUAAUAUUUAGCUGCUCUGGUGUGCUAUGUACACUUCAUAUUUAUUGUUUAGAGUUUAUAGACUUAAAAGAUUAUAUUAAGCUUUUUUGCAAA